AGCUAGCAAAGUGUAAAAAGCAAAGAAUAUCUCCUCUCUCUCUCUCUCUCUCUCUCUCUCUCUAAAUCGAGACUGUAAAUGGACUCAAAAUACGAGAGAUGGAGCUUGGUGGUGGUAGGCUUGUUGUUGAUGAUGAUGGUUGGUUUUGCAGAGUCAGACUUGGCGAAAGAUAGAGAAGAAUGUGCAACCCAAUUGGUGGGGUUGGCCACGUGUCUACCAUACGUUGAAGGAAAAGCAACAGGUGCUCCUACCUUAGACUGUUGCACUGGCCUCAAACAAGUCCUCCAAAACAGCAAGAAAUGCCUGUGCAUCUUAGUCAAGGAUCGAAACGAUCCUUCCCUCGGCCUUAAAAUUAAUGCUACCCUUGCAUUAGGCCUUCCCACUGCUUGUCACACUCCCGCUAAUAUUUCCCAAUGCCCUGCUCUCCUCAACUUGGCACCAAACUCACCAGAUGCAAAGGUAUUUGAGGAUUUUGUUAACAGCACCAAAGGGAGCAAUAGUACCCCAGCUGCAAAUGGGAAUUCCACCAGAAACGGAUCAAUUUCUGAGAUUAAAAGCGAAGGCGAAAGGGCAAAGAGGUGGGUGGUAGUUGAGAUGGUUGGUGUGGUCAUAACUUGUAUGAUCGUUCACAUCUUACCAAGCCUGUAAUGUCUCCACACUGUGAGCUUGUUUGAGGUGUGCCAUCUAUACAUUUUCCAUCUUGUGCCAUUACGUAUACGUAUGCUUUGAUAUCUACUGCUAAAAAAAAAAACAAAAACUCUGAUAUCUGUCUCUGUCAGUGUUGCUAAUUAUUUAGGUCUACAUUUCAUGUUCGGGUGGGAAAAUUAUUGAAUAGUCUUAAACUUUAAUGUGAUUUUUUACUUAUGUAGUAUUUUGGAUCAAUGAAAGAUUGUAAUUUGUAAUAUACACCAAGUGUGGGUCAUCUUUUGUUUCCUAAUUGGUUUAGGAGUGGCUGUAUGGAUGUGAGUAGCAGUAAUACGGAUAAUAUUGUA
Camellia sinensis is the source of this 992-nucleotide messenger RNA. RefSeq names its product non-specific lipid transfer protein GPI-anchored 14. NCBI's taxonomy places the organism in Eukaryota, Viridiplantae, Streptophyta, Magnoliopsida, Ericales, Theaceae. Gene Ontology annotation, biological process: lipid transport. Gene Ontology annotation, molecular function: lipid binding. The record is from RefSeq and is a predicted model, not a curated record.